AUGAAUAACCAAGGAGUAACCUAUGCAGACCUGAAUGUGGCCAGGUUUUCAAAGAGACAGGAACUAAAACCUAAGGGCACAAAAAACUCCAUCUCAAUAAGUGAGCAGGAGAUAACCUACGCAGAAUUAAAUCUUCAAGAUGUUUCUCAGGAUCCACAAGGGAAUGACGAGAAAUACCACUGCAAAGCUUUACUGUCACCUCCAGAGAAGCUCAUUGCUGGGAUUCUGGGGGUCAUCUGCCUUGUCUUGUUGUCCACUGUGGUAAUAAUAGCUGUUAUUCCCUCUACUGUAAUACUGGAGAAGAACAAUUCACUUCCAAUAACAAGGAUCCAGAAAGCAUAUCAUUGUGGUCAUUGUCCAAAGGAAUGGUUUACAUAUUCCAACAAUUGCUAUUACUUUAGUACUGAAAGUAAAACAUGGACUGAGAGUCUGACGGCCUGUGCUUCUAAGAACUCUACUCUGCUUUAUAUAGAUAAUGAAGAAGAAAUG
Messenger RNA from Pteropus alecto (black flying fox), 489 nucleotides. Its product is annotated as NKG2-A/NKG2-B type II integral membrane protein. The annotation marks the transcript as partial. The record is from RefSeq and is a predicted model, not a curated record. NCBI's taxonomy places the organism in Eukaryota, Metazoa, Chordata, Mammalia, Chiroptera, Pteropodidae. Gene Ontology annotation, biological process: stimulatory C-type lectin receptor signaling pathway; positive regulation of natural killer cell mediated cytotoxicity. The transcript has 4 exons.